Cyprinus carpio (common carp) is the source of this 2657-nucleotide messenger RNA. Its product is annotated as PR domain zinc finger protein 14-like. NCBI's taxonomy places the organism in Eukaryota, Metazoa, Chordata, Actinopteri, Cypriniformes, Cyprinidae. Gene Ontology annotation, biological process: regulation of transcription by RNA polymerase II. The transcript is spliced from 9 exons. Gene Ontology annotation, cellular component: nucleus. The record is from RefSeq and is a predicted model, not a curated record. Gene Ontology annotation, molecular function: RNA polymerase II transcription regulatory region sequence-specific DNA binding; protein binding. The coding region runs from base 496 to 2184 and encodes 562 amino acids.
ACUUCAGCAGAUGCUUCGUCUGUGAUGAAACUCCAUGAUCACGCAUGCAUCUAAUUCCCGUUAUUAAACUAGUGCUUCCGAUGACUUUCGUUUUCACAGAGAGACUCUAAACUGAACUCGUGCCGUUCACACCGUCGCCCGGUUAGGAGCGGUUAAGAGUGCGCCUGCAGUAGUUAACACAUUAGAGACUGUGCUGCAUAUGAAAGAGAGCUCAGCGCUGCUACAACGUGUUAAAGUGCAAUUCCCAGAGGAUGACCCCAGGACUGACCAAUGACAGCACAGAUCCGGGAAAGGCAUCCCCUCUCUAGUAGCUUUCCUACACUCAACCAUAUGUCUUCAGAUCUGUCUCAAGCUUCACACACGCAAGACCUCUGUCCAUCGCUCCUGAGUCAAAGGUUCCCCAAAAACAAGAGGAAGAUCUCAGGACUUGCACAAGUGAACUGAAUAUAAACUGCAAGUGAAGUUCUCCUCGGAUCCCCCUCAUCAGCUGUGGCGAUGUCGGUGUCUCUCUCCAGUCACCCCGCAGUGAGGGACAGGAGUCUGGCUGUCUACCCGUCUCUGCCCGGCGCGCACAGCAUUUUCCAUCCGCUCAAGUCUCUGGGCCGCAUGGUGACCGACGCACAGACAAUCAUGCCGUUUAACUUCGCCGGGACUCCGUCUUUUUUCAGCCACAACAGCCACCAGACCGCGCGGUGUUUCCACGAACAGAUCCUCAACGUGUCCAGCAUGCCGUAUUUCCAGCACAUGCACCCGUCACAAAGCAUGAACCCCAGACAUGACGAUCAGAGCACCGGCUCUCCGUUCGAGUUCAGUAGCCCGUCCAGCGGAAAGUCUUCUUCGGCUUCGUCGACUCCGGUUAAAGCCAGUUUUAGCUGCCUGCAAGCCGCAGAUCCAUCCCCAGAACACACGAACACCUACAGUUUUACAGAGGAAGACCUCUUCACUGUCCUGUACGGAUAUUCCAAAAAACAAGGGCAAAAUGUUGGACAUGCCAUCUCUGGACUAUCAUUUCCUCACAGUACAGCUGAUCGUCAUCUUCUCCCUGUUGAUACCGAAGGAUUUGAACUUCCAGAAGGUUUAUCGAUUCUCCAGACUAAUUGUGGAAGCCUUUCACAUUAUGGAAUAUUUGCUGAUAAAAGCACAAUUCCAAAAGGCACCAGGUUUGGACCGUUUCAGGGCAAACUUGUAAACACAAGUGAGAUCAAAACCUAUGAUGACAACACUCUCAUGUGGGAAAUCUUUGAGAACGGCCGCUUGAGUCACUUUGUGGAUGGAAGAGGCGCUCCAGGGAAUUGGAUGUCCUUGGUAAAGUGCGCGCGCUUCCCCGAGGAGCAGAACCUGAUUGCGGUCCAGUGUGAAGGUCAGAUAUACUAUGAGGCCUGCAAAGAGAUCCGAGCCGGCCAGGAGCUCCUGGUCUGGUACGGAGACUGCUAUGUGCAAUUUCUGGGUAUUCCUCUCACCCUCAAAGAUUUUACUGAUGGCACUGAACCGCUCCCAACUGAAGAUUCUGGAGAGGGUUUCAAGUGUGAUCGCUGUGGUAAAGUGUUUGCUUACAAGUACUACAGAGACAAACACUUGAAAUACACGCGCUGCGUGGAUCAGGGCGACAGAAAGUUCCCCUGCCACCUCUGCAACAGGUCUUUCGAGAAAAGAGACCGGCUCCGAAUCCACAUUCUCCAUGUGCAUGAAAAACACAGACCACAUAAGUGCUCCGUGUGCGGCAAAAGUUUCUCGCAGUCCUCCAGUCUUAACAAACACAUGCGCGUGCACUCAGGAGAGCGGCCUUACAAAUGUGUUUACUGUAACAAGGCGUUCACGGCCUCCAGCAUCCUCCGCACGCACAUCCGCCAGCACUCCGGCGAGCGGCCGUUCAAGUGCAAACACUGCGGGAAAGCGUUCGCCUCUCACGCGGCCCACGACAGCCACGUCCGACGGACACACUCCAAAGACAAGCCCUUCUCCUGCGAUGUGUGUGGAACAACUUUCCAAGAAGCACAAGAGUUAAAAUAUCACAUGACGACGCAUAAAAAACGACCACUGUUGGACAGCACUGUUGUUCUUCCUGGAAACGAAAACUCGCUCUUCCCCACCAAAAAUUCUUUACAUGCACAGAAACAGCUGGGAGACAAUUUCUCUUUUCCCGGGAAGAGCAGCAUCACCUCCGAGUACAGACCCUGGAACUAAUGCUUCAACACUGUUUCUGUUUGUUCGUUCUUCCGCCUUUUCCCUGCAAAGAUGACUUGCGUCAAUGUUGUUUGUUAUUGUGUAUUUUAUUUAAUAGUUACCUGUCCCCUAAGAACAUAUUUUCGCUUUAAUUUUAUUAUUUUAAAUGUUGCUGCUAUUUAUUAAAAUGUAUUUGACUAGAGAAAUACGUGUUUUUGUAGACCUACUUUUUAAAGUUAGCUCAAAGCAAAUAUAUCGUCGUGUAAUAAUGAGCUGCACAACCAAAGCCAGUUAAUAAAACAAAAGACGAAAUUAUUAUUAUUAUUAAUAUUACUGAUUGUCCUGUUAUGUGUCGUUCUUUUCUAUUUGUACAGUCUUUAUCAUGAGCUGUAACUGCUGUUCAGAUAUGUCAGUGUGUGUCGGAUCGUCUGCAAACUAAAAAUUAAAAUUACUGAUAUGAAAAAUAUCUGUUAUAAAUUCAAUGUUUUGAUUUU